Rhizophagus irregularis DAOM 181602=DAOM 197198 is the source of this 315-nucleotide messenger RNA. The record is from RefSeq and is a predicted model, not a curated record. Lineage: Eukaryota; Fungi; Glomeromycota; Glomeromycetes; Glomerales; Glomeraceae.
AUGAAUGGCUUUUCUAUGUAUAAUGGAAUCUCUGCAUUCUUGUGCCACUGUUUCUUUACUAUAUAUUGUGUCAAUAAAAAAAGAUGUAACAGAAGAGAUAUUGUUUUUGAAUGUGGUCCUUCUUGUAAUACCUCGAAUUUUGUCCUUGAGGCUCUUUGUAAACAAUGUGGUGACUUUAUCACCUCAAAUCCACAACCCUACUAUAAAAGGUCUGAAAUUUAUAGUAGGUUUGAAGUUUAUACUAGAACUUCACCUCCCGGUAUACUCAUUUGGGCCCAUCACCAUCCAGAUGAUGAUGAGGGAUUAAUGAUUUGA